Aspergillus alliaceus is the source of this 426-nucleotide messenger RNA. RefSeq lists its product as uncharacterized. NCBI's taxonomy places the organism in Eukaryota, Fungi, Ascomycota, Eurotiomycetes, Eurotiales, Aspergillaceae. The coding region runs from base 1 to 426 and encodes 141 amino acids. The transcript has a single exon. Gene Ontology annotation, biological process: regulation of transcription by RNA polymerase II. The record is from RefSeq and is a predicted model, not a curated record. Gene Ontology annotation, molecular function: RNA polymerase II cis-regulatory region sequence-specific DNA binding; DNA-binding transcription factor activity, RNA polymerase II-specific. Gene Ontology annotation, cellular component: chromatin.
AUGUUUGAACGUGCGCUGAAAGCAUGGUCUGGCCACUGGGAACACGAUGAGAGGUCGACUUUUCCACUCAGCCCCCGCGGUCCGCUGUCAUUUACAUCGACAGCUCUCCUCCGACUUGCAUACGUCCGCAUUAAUUUGGAUUUCAGUCCUGCAGUAUCCCUAAAUACAUGGGGCCCAGUCUUCAUCGCCAACUCUCUCGACCACAGUCAGUCUCCGCAGCGUGGUAAGAAAACCACACUAGCAGCGCCACACUCUGCCAGCGCGUUGAGUGUGCCUGUAAGACUGGGUAUCAAAUAUGUUGCCAAAACACAGGUCGCCUACUGGUCCAAGCAACAUGGCCUGUGCUCGCUGGAAUGUGCAGCCACUCUCGAUAAGUGGCUUGAAAGUGUUACCGCGUCAACGGUAAUUCCCCUGAUUACCGGCUGA